This is a messenger RNA of Aspergillus puulaauensis, 702 nucleotides long. RefSeq lists its product as uncharacterized. Lineage: Eukaryota; Fungi; Ascomycota; Eurotiomycetes; Eurotiales; Aspergillaceae. Bases 1 to 702 code for a protein of 233 amino acids. The record is from RefSeq and is a predicted model, not a curated record. The transcript has 3 exons.
AUGGCAAACACAUCCGAUACCACUCCUCUCCUCGCCGAUUCGGAGCCACUCGAGGCCGGCGAGUACCAACUCCCUCAAGAUGGAACUAUCACCACCCCUGUUCAACGGAAACCAACAGACUACCGAAAAACAAUAUUGCUCACUCACCUAGCAGCGGCCCUCUCCAUAGUCGCCUUUCUUUUUGACCUAACGGUUAUCUGUAUCGAUUUUGCCAGUCCGGGCGGCUUCUAUUUGUUCUGGAACCUCCGUGAGCGACUCCAGAUACUAUUUGCCAUCAGCAUCAUAACUGCCGUAACCGCAUUUCUGAACCUAUCCCGCCUUAGGCACACUCGUCAACCUCUCUGGCUCUGGCUAAACCUGAUCAUCGACGCCGUGAUUGGGGUCUACACCGUCUGCACAGCGCCAGAUGCUCUGGUUCUGAAUUUCGACCAAACGCCCGACUCGUGGCUUCCUGACUCCAGGGCUGCGCAGACUGCACAGGCCGUUAUUGUGCUCUUGGGCAUUGGACUGAUCGCUGGGCUUGCUGCUGGAUUGGCACAUUUGGUUCUUUUCCCCGUGCGCUGCUACGCGUCCUUUGCGAGCCAGUCAUGGCAGACUCCCCAGAACUGGAGACUCCCCGGUGGCGAGUUUAAGAUCGAAUUUAGCAUCAAGUUUUUGAGGCAGGAUGAUGGGAGAGGUCCUUCUCGCGAUGCUGCAGUGUAA